Messenger RNA from Cynara cardunculus var. scolymus (artichoke), 733 nucleotides. Its product is annotated as putative germin-like protein 2-1. Lineage: Eukaryota; Viridiplantae; Streptophyta; Magnoliopsida; Asterales; Asteraceae. Bases 12 to 659 code for a protein of 215 amino acids. Gene Ontology annotation, cellular component: cell wall. The record is from RefSeq and is a predicted model, not a curated record. Gene Ontology annotation, molecular function: manganese ion binding. The transcript has 2 exons.
CUUUCUCAACGAUGACAUCUCGUUUGUUUUUAUUUGGCCUUCUCGUCGUGAGUUGUUCGCUUGCCAUGGCUUCAGAUCCGAGCCCUCUGCAGGACUUUUGUGUUGCUGAACCAAAAAGCCGUGUAUUCGUGAAUGGCGAGGUAUGCAAAGAUCCAAAGCGUGUGCGAGCAAAUGAUUUCUUUUUUAGUGGGCUCCACCGUAUGGGAGAUACAUCRAACGCGGUUGGRUCUAACGUGACUSUCGUGACUGUAGCAGAGUUACCAGGACUCAACACUUUUGGUAUUUCWAUGGCUCGUAUUGACUUUGCUCCAUGGGGUAUUAACCCUCCACACACGCACCCUCGAGCCACUGAAAUCUUGACUGUUCUAGAAGGCAAUAUUGAAGUCGGGUUUGUCACAUCUAACACUGAAAACCGUCUCAUCACUAAAAAACUUCGAAAGGGUGAUGUUUUCGUUUUCCCACAAGGUCUAGUUCAUUUCCAAAGGAAUGCCGGAAAUGAUAAUGCUCUUGUUAUUGCAGCUCUGAGUAGCCAAAAUCCAGGUGCAAUUACCAUUGCGAAUGCAGUGUUCGGUUCUGACCCAGAUAUCGAUGAAGAUAUUCUUGCAAAGGCUUUCCAAGUGGACAAGAAGGUCGUUCGCCAAAUUCAAUCAAAAUUCUAGACCUUGACGCGUUCUUUAAAUGUCAGCUUUAUUAAACUUAUAACAUUUAAUUUCGUGAUAUUUGUAYGUUUGUC